This is a messenger RNA of Paramecium sonneborni, 516 nucleotides long. NCBI's taxonomy places the organism in Eukaryota, Ciliophora, Oligohymenophorea, Peniculida, Parameciidae. The record is from the annotation of a GenBank genome assembly.
AUGUAACAUAAGCCAAGCCUAUUUUUUUAAUGCCAAUUAUAUGUUGCUGAAUUGAGUGAACCUAUAAGUUUGCUCGAAUUUACAAGUGAGGAUGUCCCAAAUAAAUUUUCUUCAGAAUAAUUAUCAAAUUCUCUAAAUCAGAUUUCAGAUCAUAAACCUAAAAUAAGUCUUUAAGAUGAUAAGAGUAUAAACUUGUAAUAAUAAUAUAGAUAGUUAAUCCUUACAAAUCAAAUUGGGCUAAUACUUUGCUUAAUAAACAAUUCAAAGUUGAAGUUACAUGUCAAGGAACCAAAUGGAUUAUCAAAAAAGUUUGCGAAGAUGAACCUUAAAAAUCAAUAGUAAGUAGUUUACCAAAUCUUCCGAAAUCUAUUGAAAGUCAAGAAAAAUUAUUGUCAAAAACAAACUCUAAAUUAAAAAAAAUAAGAUUUAAUAAAUUUUUUGUUGAUAAGCACAGAUAAUAUGCUUUAACACCAAAUGGUGUACUGCCUUAUUAAAACUCAUCAGUUCCCCAUUUGA